AUAAAGUCAUACCCACUUCUUCCACAAUGACCACAACAAAUGACCAAGCAUGAACUAAAGUGCCAGAUUUGAUUGUGGUGGGACAUCUUUCACUGAGAAAUAACUAAAAUGGAACAUAAUGAGUCUGCUUCCAAUGCUGAUAAAAUCCACCAAAAUCGCCUGUCAAGCAUUACAGAAGACGAAGACCAAGACGCCGCUCUUACCAUUGUGACGGUGCUGGACAAAGUAGCCACCAUUGUGGACAGUGUGCAGGCAAGCCAGAAGAGACUAGAGGAAAGGCAUAGGGAAAUGGAAAAUGCCAUAAAAUCUGUCCAGAUUGACCUGUUGAAGCUUUCCCAGUCACACAGCAAUACAGGCUAUGUCAUUAACAAGUUGUUUGAGAAAACUCGAAAAGUCAGUGCUCACAUUAAAGAUGUGAAGGCCCGGGUGGAGAGGCAACAGGUUCAUGUGAAAAAUGUUGAAUCCAAGCAAGAGGAAAUAAUGAAAAAAAACAAAUUCCGUGUGGUGAUCUUCCAGGAGGAGAUUCGGUGUCCAACAUCCCUGUCUAUUGUCAAGGACAGAAGCCUAACUGAGAAUCAAGAGGUCGAGGACGAUGUCUUUGACCCUCCAAUAGAUCUAUCUUCAGACGAAGAAUAUUAUGUGGAAGAAAGCAAAUCUGCCAGGCUUAGAAAGUCAGGCAAGGAGCGCAUUGACAACAUCAAAAAGGCAUUUUCCAAAGAAAACAUGCAGAAGACACGGCAAAAUUUUGACAAGAAAGUGAACAGAAUUAGAACUAGAAUAGUGACCCCGGAGAGGAGAGAAAGGCUAAGGCAGUCAGGAGAGAGGUUAAGGCAGUCAGGAGAGAGGCUGAAACAGUCAGGUGAAAGGUUUAAGAAAUCAAUUUCUAAUGCAGCUCCCUCAAGGGAAGCUUUUAAGAUGCGUAGCCUUCGGAAAGCGAAGGACCAAACCGUGGCGGGCGACAUGGAGGAGGUCAGGGAGAUGGGUGUGGACAUCAUUGCCAGGAGUGAGUCUCUGGGUCCCAUCAGUGAGAUCUACACUGAUGAGCUCAGUGAGACAGACCAUGAGGAGGCCAGGGCGGCGUAUCCUCCCAGAGAAGGGGGAGAGAUUUCGACCCCUGAGCCUUUAAAAGUUACUUUUAAACCCCAGGUAAAAGUGGAGGAUGAUGAGUCUCUUUUGCUAGAUUUAAAGCAGUAAUCAUUAAGAGGAACUAAGCAUAUUAUAAAUAUAAAUCUCCUUAAUCACAGGUUCUAGUUUAAAUGAUAUAGUCAUUUACAUUGAUAGCAUAGUAUAGUCAUUUACUUUUACAAUAGUCAUGUUUAUGUGUCUAUAGGAAAACAUGGAUGACACGGCUGGUUUCAUUUCUGAUGUUUAAAAUUUUAAAGGUAAUACAAGUAUUCUCUACAUUUCCUUAUAACUUCCUUUUUCUCCCCUGGGCUUGUAUGAUUCUAUCAACUCUCUCUUUUAUGUCAUUCUUACGGCAGCUGUGGAUUUUUAAGUUCUUUUCUCUUACCCAGCAGGAAAGUAGUUUCCUAGUGAGGGCCAAUUAGGUGUUUGGUGUCUAAAACAUAGGAAGGGCAAUUUGUAGCCAUCAUUUGCAAGUGAACUUUCAGUUUUGGUCUAGAUGGAUGUUGUGGCCAAGCUCCAAGGGGAAUAACCCAUGUGGAUUAUAUCAUCCAUAUGUUCAAAUAGAUUCAUCAGUAAAUUAGUAGUCAUUUCUUUUUGAUGCUUUUGCUUAAAAAAAAAAAUGAAGUUCUGGACUUGAGCAUUUGAUCUGGCAUUAUAGCUCUGUUAUACCAAGCCCCUCGGCAAGACACCUGCUAAUACGCUCAUCAGUAAAAUGGAGAGUGUUAGUCUAUCCCAUCUCAGAAGACUGUUGUGAAGAUCAAAGGAAAUGUUAUACAUUCUGGGGGUACAGGGAGCAAGCACAUUCAGAGAAAACAAACCCCACUGGUUCCUCAGGAACAGAAUUGUAAUAAUUACACCUUCUAAAAAAGACUUGAGCACCAAGCAUUGAGGACCUAGGUUGGACAGAAGCUCAAGUUGGUCUUCAGAAGCCUUUUCAUAGACUAAGGGAUAAAAAAUAUUUGAGUAGCAUCUUUUUUUUGUCAAAGACUAAAACCCAACCUUGGGUAGGGUCUUAAAAUGCUUUCUGGAAACUCCUUUUCUAAUUUUCUGUUGAUUUAGAUCUAUGGUAGACUAGAGCAAUCUUUGGGCAGCAUGAAGUGUAAAACUAUGACUGUGUGCUUUCAAGAGGAUUUUCUAAAAUCUUUCCUGAUGAAAUGGGUUUGGAAAUGGCCUCAUGUUUCUUUUUUCCAGAGUGAACCCCUCAGGGCCUGCCUGUCCAAAACAGUGAUCAUAGGAAUUCAUCAUUGCUGGUUUGGGAGGAAGCCAGAUUGCACUUAACCAUUAGCUUUAUAUCUAGCCAAUCUGGAAGUAGAUAUUAUUGCUGACAUGAAAAAUUGUCAUACUGGUUCUACACUUCUGGUAUGUUUAUAUCUCCAUUUUUUUUGUAAUGGGGAAGAAAUGAUGGAAUUGUUGAGUUUGAAGAGUGUAGACAAGCAGCUGUCAUCAAUUUUGGGUGCUCAUAGCGUAUUUAAAAAUUGUAAUCAACUUACACAGACAGAUACAAAUAAGCUUAGAGUAUUUGACUUGGUUACCCAGAUAUUUGGUUUUGGGAGUUUGAUUCAGUAUCAUUUCCUUCUUCACUCUACAUGAAUACAUAAAAUCAUGAAUUGUUCAUCUCGAUUAUCUUUUUAUAUUGAAAACUAAAGCGUUUAUAACAUUCUUUGAAAAGAAUAAUUUAAAAAAUGUUAUAGUGUAGAAAGAGCUUGGAUGCCUAGUCACGUAUUCCCUUAAAGCCAUAAUAAAUUUGAAUUUUAAAAAGGUAAA
This is a messenger RNA of Nyctereutes procyonoides (raccoon dog), 2889 nucleotides long. It is a transcript of the gene CAVIN4, whose product is annotated as caveolae associated protein 4. The record is from RefSeq and is a predicted model, not a curated record. NCBI's taxonomy places the organism in Eukaryota, Metazoa, Chordata, Mammalia, Carnivora, Canidae. Gene Ontology annotation, biological process: regulation of gene expression. The coding region runs from base 109 to 1194 and encodes 361 amino acids. Gene Ontology annotation, cellular component: caveola; cytoplasm. The transcript has 3 exons.